Molecule: messenger RNA, 1874 nt
Organism: Etheostoma cragini (Arkansas darter)
Lineage: Eukaryota; Metazoa; Chordata; Actinopteri; Perciformes; Percidae
Gene: naif1
Product: nuclear apoptosis inducing factor 1
Exons: 3
Coding region: 151-1197 (348 amino acids)
Cellular component (GO): nucleus
Source: RefSeq, a predicted model, not a curated record
AUUCGCCCAGCCAACGUAAGCGUUGUUAGUAGGAAGAAGAAGAAGCCGAUUCUGGAAGCCAUUACGUUGCGCACAUUAAUUGAGUGAAUCCUACUAUUUGUGCGUACAAUACGCACAAUUACCUCUCCAAAAAGAGCAGUUUCUGCAAUUAUGGCAUCGGUCGCGAAAAAAAGAAAAAUGAAUUUCUCGGAGAGAGAGGUGGAAAUUAUUGUGGAAGAAAUAGAGAAACAAAAGCACACACUAGUUAACCACUUCAAUGCUGGAGUCACCCACAUGGCAAAGAAUAACGCGUGGGUGGAUAUUCUGAAAAAGGUGAACGCUGUCACCACCUGUCCCAGAGAGUUGCCCGAGGUGAAAAAGAAGUGGUCUGACAUGAAGACGGAGGUCCGGCGGAAAGUGGCCCAGGCACGGGCUGCUAUGGAGGGAAUCUCCGCUGACUGCACUCCAGUUCCCGUCAUCCUCACCGCUAUGCAGCAGAGGAUCUGUAACCUCCUGGGGGAGGCCACCAUCAUCAGCUUACCUGCAGGAGACUCGGAUGCUGAGAUAACUUUACCUGUUACAGUGAACACUGCCACCACCGUCACACUAGCAGACACGCUUCCAUCCGGCUCAGGUACAGACUGUGAUGAAGCAAAGCCACUCACUGAAACAACUUACCAUACCCUGGAGGAUGGAGGCGUAGUGGAGUACUGCACCACCACUGUGAGUGACUCCACUCCCACUGUAGCAGCCGUUGAGGCUCCAGUGGAGAUGCUGGCCUCAUCCUCAGCUUCCCCACCUCCUCCCCAGGGUCAGGCCAAACCUCAGGAGCUGAAGAGCCGCAUUGCCCUCAACUCAGCCCGCCUGCUGCAGGAGCAGAGAGUCACCAACGUCCACAUCCGACAGAUAGCCCAGCACCUGGAGGGCCAGAACGAGCUCCUGCAGAUGAUGCGGCGCUCCCAGGAGGCUCAGGCAUUUGCCCAGGAAAGACAGGCCCAGGCCUUGGAAGGUACCCAGGCUGCCCUGCUAGCAUUAGUGCAGAUGCUCAGGCCUGCUCUCAAAGACCUGCGAAAAUUCCUGCAGAGUGGGAAUGAGGUCACAAACCCCAGCAGCUCAGCAGCAGCAGCAGCAGCAAUAGCUGAUGGGGCAGGAACAGAGGAGCAGAGCAGGCCCAAAACACCUCCCUGUCCUCCACAGCAAGCUGAGGAAACACAUUAGUGCUGUUUGUGUGUGUGUUUGUGUGUGUUUGUGUGUGUGUGUGUGUGUGUAUGUGCGUGUGUGCGCAUGUGUGUGUACGCGUGUGCGUGUGUGUACUGCCUCCUGUCUGCAAUGUACAUAGAGGAGUCCUUGCACACAAGCUUCAGAGAACAAUGAAAUGCUUUUUUCUUUUUAAGUUGCCUUGGUGUGAGCAUGUACAUAAUUCUUCUUAUGUUUAAUGAUUUGGAAAAACAGUCACAGAAGCAGUGAGAAGGUUAUGUUUAACAUUAUUUUUACUUUUUACCGUCUGUCAUUAAUUAGCAAUGAAUUUAUGUUAUUUAAUACAUUGGAUUUGAUAUUGAAAAUAUGUUUUUAAUGCAAAGAUGCAAGUAGUCAUCACCCUGAUGUGGGCUAAACAAUUAAAUCUUAGUUUCUUCAAGUUGUCCUGCAGUUUACCCUGAAUGAAAACUAAUUAUAAGACCAGAAUCAGCUGGGUUCUACAGUUAGUGUGCACCAUGUGUUCAGAAUUUAAUAAAACCUGAAGCCCCAUCGGCCUGUUUUCCAUACAGGGUGCAUCACUAUUAAUCAACCAGAAGAGGUCAGUGUGUGCCAGCUUCACCACUGGUGGCGCAGCAGCAGUGUUGUUUUAAAGCAUCUUAAAUUAAGAUAAAAUAUGUGUGUUAUGUGGAAUAGUUUUU